Molecule: messenger RNA, 5399 nt
Organism: Epinephelus fuscoguttatus (brown-marbled grouper)
Lineage: Eukaryota; Metazoa; Chordata; Actinopteri; Perciformes; Serranidae
Product: alpha/beta hydrolase domain-containing protein 17A-like
Exons: 6
Coding region: 271-1356 (361 amino acids)
Biological process (GO): protein depalmitoylation
Cellular component (GO): endosome membrane; plasma membrane
Molecular function (GO): palmitoyl-(protein) hydrolase activity
Source: RefSeq, a predicted model, not a curated record
CAGUAGUAAAAAAAAAAAAAAUCUGGUUGCCAUGAAUUUCAGCUAGCUAGCCACCGACAACUGUCAGUACACUUGAGUAAAACCAUCCAUGUCAAGACACAAGAAGGAUUUUCGGAGUCUUGUGCCGCUUCUGUGUUCAUAUAGGAGCACACCAGCCUGCCUGCCAACCUACUGUGAAUCGAUCUUGCUGGCGCAGUGACUACACCAGAAGACCUUGGCACCGUUGUGUGCCAGUUCAUUUCAAGACCCAGGGAUUUCUGAAUCCAGAAGAUGAACGGUCUGUCCAUACGAGAGCUAUGCUGUCUCUUCUGCUGCCCCCCUUGUCCCAGCCGCAUUGCAGCCAAACUGGCUUUCCUCCCUCCAGAGCCCACCUACGCCCUUCUCCCUGACCCAGAUCCAGGUUCCGGAGCUGGAGCUGCCUCUGGGUCCAGCUCCGGUGCUGCUCAGCCUUCUCUCGGAGCCCCAGGACUGCGUUCCCGGCUGGGCACUGGUAGUGGAAGUGACAGAGGAGGUGGAGGUGGUGCCGGAGGUGGGGGUGGUGGAGGAGGAGGAGGUGGUGGUGGUGGAGGCGGCGGUGGCGGAGGAGGAGGAGGUGGCAGCGGUGGGAGUGAGGGCAGGUGGAAGCUUCAUCUCACAGAGAGAGCAGAGUUCCAGUAUUCACAGAGAGAGCUGGAUGUGACGGAUGUAUUCCUGACCAGAUCUAGCCGAGGGAACAGGGUGGGGUGCAUGUACAUUCGCUGCGCCCCCAACGCCAGGUUUACAGUUUUGUUUUCCCACGGCAAUGCAGUAGACCUGGGCCAGAUGAGCAGCUUCUACAUCGGCUUAGGCACACGCAUCAACUGCAACAUCUUUUCCUAUGAUUACUCAGGCUACGGUGUUAGCACUGGCAAGCCCUCUGAGAAGAACCUAUAUGCUGAUAUUGAUGCUGCCUGGCACGCCCUGCGCUCCCGGUACGGCAUCAGCCCUGAGAAUAUCAUCCUGUACGGGCAGAGCAUCGGCACGGUGCCCACAGUAGACUUGGCGUCACGGUUUGAGUGUGCUGCUGUGGUCCUCCACUCUCCUCUCACCUCUGGCAUGAGAGUGGCUUUCCCCGACACCAAGAAGACAUACUGCUUUGACGCCUUCCCUAACAUAGAGAAAGUGUCAAAGAUCCCGUCUCCGGUGCUCAUCAUCCACGGUACAGAGGACGAGGUGAUCGACUUCUCUCACGGCCUCGCCCUGUUCGAGCGCUGUCCCAAGGCCGUGGAGCCCCUCUGGGUGGAGGGCGCCGGUCACAACGACAUUGAGCUUUACAGUCAGUACCUGGAGAGGCUACGGCGCUUCAUCAACCAGGACCUGGCUGCACAGCAUGCCUGAGAAAACAAACAACAGCCUCUCUGCGUCUGUGUGAAUGAGACCGUGCGUAUGCAUGUGUGUGUGAGAGCGAGUGACGUCAGCAUGUCUGCAAAGUACGUGUGAGAAACUGAACUUAAAACGAUGUGUGAUUUUUUUUUUAUUUUUUUUUUCUUUCUCGUCACAUCUGUGUGUCUUUGAAGCAGCACACCUUUAGGUUACUUUUCAACACAACACUUGUUCAAAUGAUUUCCUGUUGGAAAGGUGAGAACAGUUUUUAAUCCAUCAGUAGCUGUAUCCAUCUGUGCGGUGAGGUGAGGGCUGGAAACGAGCCGAGAUUUAACAACUUCACAAAUCUGGUUUUUAACAAGAGAAAAUUUAUGAACAGUGGCUUUGAAAUGCGUCACCGACAUAAAUUAAGACGUAACUACAACGCGCUUCGUCCAAAAAGGCACACAGAUGUAAUUUUAAAGUAUGAAGUGUUAGUGAAUGUAUGAGUCAUGCGUGUAAGUGUCGGGUGUAUAUCCAUAUCUCCAUGGACAUGCGUGCACGUUUGUGUGUGUGUGAGAGUGUGUGUGAGGCAGUGCUGAAAGAAAUGAAGGACAUCCUGAUGACUUGGACAGCUGCAAGUGGAGGAGGCUUAUUGAGACUUAUCAAUAUUGAUGUUAUUAUUUUCUUUUUUUUUUUGCGUGUGUAUGUAUGAAGAAUACCUCCACAGCUUGACCAGAUCUCUCUUCAGUGGACACACACUGGUCAAGCAUGUGCCCCCCCUUCCCCCUGCACACACACACACACACACACACACACACACACACACACACACACACACACACGCACACACACCUCCACCACUCCCUGUUUACCUGUUAAUGGACAUCCAUCUGACUGCCAGGGCAUUUCCCAAGUUGUUGUCCAGCUAACACUAACCUACUCUCUCUGUGUGGUUUGGGGGUCCAUCUCUUUCCCUUUGGUAUCAGUCACAGUGGAUACACAAGGACCAGGCUGGAAUACUGUCAUAGCUCAUGUGGCUGCUGGGGGUCUCAUAGUUUCCUCUCGCUCAUUUCCGACUCUAAAGAGCUCACAGAAUGGCCAGCUGCCACUUUAUUUCCUGGCUGUGUCUGAGCUUUAGCUGUCUGCAGAAUUGCAGCAGCAGCAUACAGGGAAUUAUUUUCAUCUCUCUGUAUUGCUUUCUCACAACCAGUCCUACACGUUUGUGAUAAAGAGCGAUAGUUCGGUUGAAAUAUUUGAAAGCCACAUGAAGAAUAUCUCCGUUUAUGUGGACAAUUCUUCGGCAUUUAUAGAACAGCUGGAGAAGUGCAGGUUUACUUGGUAAUUUUAUUGUCACAUCAGAUAUACGGACGGCUGUAGCCUUUCAGUAUUUACUGGUGUGUGACUUUUAAAGGUUGGGCAGACUGCACUGGCUCGGCAACAGCAGGAUUAAGUCAGAGUUAAAGGAAUAGUUUGACAUUUUUGGAAUUACACUCUUGCUUUCUUGCUGAGAGGUAGAUGAGACCCUUGUGCAGAGACUCCAGGAAGUGGCUGCACCCACACAAGAAAUAGUUUUUCUAUCAGUUAAAGAAACAAGAUUCAUGUUUAUUUGUAAACCACAGGGCUGUCGCGAUAGCUGCAAUGUUGCAAUACCGCCAACCACCACAACUGUUUUGUUCAUAUUUUUUUCUUUGAUUCAUUGGAGCACUGCGUAUUGACACUCUGCUACAAACGCCAGCAGCGUGAUGAGGCGCAAAGUGUGUAUUCUGUGCUGAGCGCUGCACAUUCGGCGUUUUAUCUGAUCUCCGAGUGUUGAAAAAUAUUUGACUUUGGCUAAAACACUGGCAGCUAGUCUGUGUUGCUUUUUACCCAGCUGUCCAAUUACUGUAGAGCCUACCACAAAGACCAAAAGUCACAUUACUGAACAACAACAGAGGAGAAAUGAAUACUGAACUCACAAAGACUCUCCUCCUUACGUGCUUCAGUCUCAUUCAGUAGGCUACUCUGUUUUCAUAGCAACCAGACGCAACCGAAGCAUCUCAGCUGAAAAAACGCUCCCCUUAUUGCGCCUCAAUGCCCUUCUGUGUUCUGAGUUCAAACAAUGACCAAGUAUUUGAUUUGUUUUAAAGCUGUGUCCUCUUUGUCAUUUAAAAAGCAGCUAAGAAAAUGUAUUUACAAAGCACUAAAGUCAGGAUAAAUGAAGUAGCAGAGGCUGCUAAUCGCGCUGUUGAGCCACCCUUAAUCGCCGCAGGGGAAAUUCCUUCACUGUGACAGCCCUAGUGAACUUUAGUGGUGCUAGCAGGUGGAAGCCAGGCUUGUUUUCAGUCCUUAUGCUAAGCUAAGCUAACCAGCUGGUAGCCGCCGCUUCAUAUUUAGCAUACAGACAUGAGUGGAAUCAUUCUUUUCAUCUGUCAGCGAGAAAGCAAAUGAGCAAAUUUCCAAAAUAGUGGACUCUAUGGUUUAAAGUCUGAAGUGCAGUUGUUGAGGUUGGCGAACACACCCUUUUUUGAGCUUAAUAUUUCAGUGGGAUUUGGGGAGUGAGGAGACAAAGCAGCAGCUGAGACCACCAAACUAAUGAGGAUUAUGUCAGUUUUAACUGCGAAUAAUCUUUUGCUUCACCAGAAUCUCUUUUGUGUAACGCUGAUUAACUUGUAGUCUCACAGCACAGGUUGUUUCCCAAGUCUUGCUCCAGUAGCACCCAUCACCAGUCAGUUGAUCAGCCUCCUGUUCACGUGCACACCUGUUUCUAACGUUUUUGUCUCAGUGUAAUUAAUCUGAACGUGUUUGUCAUAGUGUGUCGGGGGGGUGGGGGCCAUGGAUUGUUUGUCUCAGAACCGUGCGCGUCGACGUUACGACUAAUAAUGUGAUUCAGAUAGGGUGCCAGGACAACGAGACAUCAUGCCUACUACAGCUCUAUGUGACCUCCGUGGCCCUAAAUGUACAGGAGCUCUCUUAUGGGUGGCAGCACGCUUCAAGUCUGACACAAGCCAUAUUUGAGCCUCUCACUGUUGGUGUGGUGCAGGUUCCACCACACACACCUUUGCACAUCAACACACACAUUCAAAAACAACACACACACGCGCAUACACACACACAGUACAUGUACUGUAGUAUACAGUAUAUUUACACAUUUAUAUAUAUCAGAUCAAGCAUGACAAAAGCAGGUCUUAAGUUCAGCACUAUUGUACAAAGCAUCCAAAGUGUAAUAAGGGUAUAAAAUGUAAGUUUGUGUGUCUUCAUUAUUAUUGACUGUCUUCUACAGGCCAGCAUAAGGAUACUAACAUCAUGUUUGAAUAACUAGUACUGGGCCCUGUGUGUAGACCUGGAAACGUACAAGAACUGGCUUCACGGUCGCAGGUUAGCACCACAUUUCAGAUCUACACAAGGCGUCUGCUCUGCUGCAUAGGAGGCCCUUCAGUUUCAGUGAUAGUAGCUGCGUUUUUUAAGGGAACAUGUACUGAACUAGCACUGAUCUGAUUACUCCAUUGUGGGAGUACAAGUGGGUCUUAGUGAACACCACUCGCUUCCUGUCAUCACCUCGGAACAGGGAAUCUUUCCAUUCUCAUCACGUGCUUUGUGUCUCUGAUAUUUAAAUAAUGGAAAUCUGUUACCAUCUUGGACCAGGGAGCUGAGCUGUCAGAAGAAUUCGAGGGAGUUGUCGCCUCUCUCUGGAAGUAGAAGUAGGCUUCAGUUAUUUCCUGGACCGGUCGUGUUAUCAGGGAAACCACUGGAUCCACCUUUCACUCAUGGCGUUCAAGAAACGGGGCGGAGACUUGCCGUUUUAUUGAUGCACCACUAUGGUUGACGUAUAUUGUAUCCUCUGGCCCUGAAUGUGUAUUGAUGGGGGUGGGGGUGGGGGGGUUGAGCAGUGAAAACUGUAUGCAUGUCUAUUGUGUUUUGCAGAGCAAGUGACGGGGUGGGAUGUUAUCUCUAUUAUGUAUUCUAUGUGAGGGUAAAGCUGAACUCAUGGCAUCGGAACAUUGAAGCGCUUUUUAAACAAAACGGGACGUUCAUUUGAAUUUUUUUAUUGCUGAUACUAACUGAUGUAUUGUUAUGAGUUUUGUGCUAGAGUUUGAGCG